Molecule: messenger RNA, 2765 nt
Organism: Alosa sapidissima (American shad)
Lineage: Eukaryota; Metazoa; Chordata; Actinopteri; Clupeiformes; Clupeidae
Gene: septin10
Product: septin 10
Exons: 10
Coding region: 125-1405 (426 amino acids)
Biological process (GO): cytoskeleton-dependent cytokinesis
Cellular component (GO): cell division site; microtubule cytoskeleton; septin ring
Molecular function (GO): molecular adaptor activity; GTPase activity; GTP binding
Source: RefSeq, a predicted model, not a curated record
GCAUUCCAUUCGUGGUUGAAAGGAAAAUUGUCCAAACUUUCUUUCGCUAUCUAUCUCGUUUGUUUGGAUUUCGGUUAUUUGUUUCAGGACUUUUCUUGAUUGUAAGGAAAUAAACACACGUAGCAUGUCUUCAUCCGACGUUGCACGACAAGGGCAGGACAAGAAUGCUAGACCCCUGUCCUUGUCAGGACAUGUUGGCUUUGAUAGCCUACCCGAUCAACUCGUCAACAAGUCCACCAAUCAGGGGUUCUGCUUCAAUAUCCUCUGUAUUGGUGAAACUGGUAUCGGGAAGUCCACCCUGAUGGACACGCUGUUCAACACAAACUUUGAGAACUUUGAGUCAUCUCACUUUGAGCCCAAAGUCAAGUUGCGGGCCCAGACCUACGACCUGCAGGAGAGCAAUGUGCGGUUAAAGCUCACCAUCGUAAACACGGUGGGCUUUGGAGACCAGAUGAACAAGCAGGAAAGUUAUCAGCAUGUGGUGGACUAUAUCGACACCCAGUUUGAGUCGUACUUGCAGGAGGAGCUGAAGAUCAAGCGCUCGCUGCAUAACUACCACGACUCACGCAUCCACGCCUGCCUCUACUUCAUCGCCCCGUCUGGCCAUUCGCUCAAGUCCCUUGACCUCGUCACCAUGAAGAAACUCGACAGCAAGGUGAACAUCAUUCCUGUCAUCGCCAAAGCAGACACCAUCUCCAAGAGCGAACUGCACAAGUUCAAAAUCAAGAUCAUGAGCGAGCUCGUCAGUAAUGGGGUCCAGAUUUACCAGUUCCCCGUCGACGACGAGACCGUGUCCAAGAUCAACACAGCCAUGAACGGCCACCUUCCAUUUGCUGUGGUGGGAAGCACAGAGGAAGUUAAGAUCGGCAAUAAGAUGGUGAAGGCAAGGCAAUACCCAUGGGGAGUGGUGCAAGUGGAGAACGAGAACCACUGUGACUUUGUGAAGCUGCGGGAGAUGCUGAUCUGUGUGAACAUGGAGGACCUGCGGGAGCAGACACACACGCGCCACUAUGAGCUCUACCGCCGCUGCAAGCUGGAGGAAAUGGGCUUCAAGGACACCAACCCAGAGAGCAAGCCCGUCAGCCUGCAGGAGACAUAUGAGGCCAAGCGGCAGGAGUUCCUUGGGGAGCUUCAGCGGCGGGAGGAGGAGAUGAGGCAGAUGUUCGUCCAGCGAGUGAAGGAGAAGGAGAUGGAGCUCAAGGAGGCCGAGAGAGAUCUUCAGGGCAAGUUUGAGCAGCUGAAGCGUCUCCACCAAGACGAGAAGAGCAAGCUGGACGACAAGCGGAGGACCCUGGAAGACGAGAUCAACACCUUCAACAAGAAGAAGGCCGCCGCCGAGCUCCUGCAGGGUCAGUCCUUCAACACCAACACCAACGCCAAGAAGGACAAGGACCGCAAGAAGUAAGCACCUCUUCACCUGGCUCUGGAUUCAUGUGAACAAUGCUGGAAGAAUCACUUGCUGCACCACUAUCAUCUUCACAGUGAAGACCAGUAAUAACAGCCCCUCAUUUCUGACCCUUCUUUCAUUGUCUUUCUUUGCACAGUGUCUGUUUAUGAUAUGUAUAUAUGUCCAUCACCAGCUGGACUGAGUUAGUUUACACUACACGUCAGUAAGCACAGAGUGCAUGAGUCCCUUUCUACACUGCCAAGACCGAUGCGGAGCUAAAAGAGGCCAAGUUACCUUUGAACUCUAAUCGCUCUUACUUUUGGGUCAUUUUUAAGAGCAUCGUAAGUGCGAAAAUGACCCUGUGUUUGAGGUGCCAAAAACUCUCCAGUCAGUAUCUGGCUGGAGUUUGAUAUCCUGUAUUAAGACUUUUCGUUUUCUACCAAUACUGUUGUUCAGCAAGGCUGGAUGGGUUCCCUCCCAGUGUACGCGUCAAUAAUGACUAUCCCCCCCAAGUUCCCUACGACAUUAUAUCUAUUGUUGUUACAUUUGUCAUUUGAAACACUUAUUGCAUGUAUUAUUUUUAUAUAUAUAUAUUAAGGUGUGGUUCUGUGUUUGUAUACUUUGUUCUGAAUCACAGUGUAGGAGGACUUUGUGUCUUUAUUGCAUAUCAGUGGUUUUCAUUACACCAGCAUUACUUGGGAAGGGGGAGCAGGUUUGGCAAUCUCAGUCAUUCAAGGUUAGUGUGGCUACAGGCCCAGCGAAAAGCUUAUAAGCCACCAUUCAUAAUAUUUCUACAUUUUUCAUAACAUUUAUACCAGUGGCGACUGACCACUAUGUUUUGAUACAUGUGGUUGACAUUAUAAGCACUGAAUUGGAAGGAAACCCUGAAGUCAGACUAUCUCUGUAUGGUUCAGAUUGCCCCAUCUCCCCCGAGAGAGAGGCGAAGACUAUUUUUAUUUGUAUUUACUAGCACUAUGCAAUAAAUAAAUUCGUAAAUAUAUAUUAAUGAAACCACAAAUAAUGUAAAAUGUUGUAUGCCAGGUACUGUUACUAAUAUGUGAGUGCCUUUUGAAAAAUGCUUGAGUGUUACACAUGGUAUGGCUGCUGACACUUGACAAGAAGAAUAGCUCACUUGAGAAUACGUGUUGCCUUUUUGUAGUGGAUGUUAGUGAUAACGAUCCUCUAGUCGGAUUACCGGUGUAGUAUAAUUAUCUUCACUGAAAUGUUCACAUGAUGCCUGAAUUCACUUUUUACAGUUUGUAACCACAUGAAGCAUUUUUUUCUAGCAUUUCUAGUAUGUACUUUUUGCAUUUAUAUUUAUCUUAACUGUUUACAUGGGGUUUACGAACACAAAAGCCAAAAUAAAACUUUAUAUUAA